AUGCUGAAUUCUAGUGUUAAUUUCAAAAAUGAAUAUGUCGAUCGAUUGACCCAAGCGAUGGUCUGGAAGCCUGCUAAUCCCAUAACGACUAAUAAUGAUAAUCCACCAACACCAUAUGAUCUAACACUUGCAUCUCUCUUGUCGGCAGGUCUUCAUAUAGGUCAUUCAAAAUCUUUAUGGAAUCCUAAAACUUCUCCAUUCAUUUUUGGUAUUCGUCACGGUAUCAGCAUUAUAAACCUUGAUCAUACUUUGAUUUACUUGCGUCGUGCAUGUAAAGUCACUCGAGAAAUAAGUUAUCGUGGUGGUAUAAUUCUAUUCAUUAACACACGUGGGGGUGGUUUCGCUCUUGCAACAAUCAACGCUGCAAAACGUUGCAAUCAGUUUCAACUUACAACACGUUGGUUACCUGGUACCAUAACUAAUUCACAACAAAUUCUGGGUCAUUUAAUGCCAAAAGAACCUAAUGAAAUAUUACCAAAAGUUUUUAAACCAGACUUAAUAAUUUUAUUAAAUCCAUUGGAAAAUACCAUUGUAUUGGAAGAAGCAAAGCAUGGUAAUGUGCCCACAAUUGGAAUUAUAGAUACUGAUUUUGAUCCUCAGAAAGUUAGUUGGCCUAUACCUGCUAAUGACGAUUCGGUGAGAGGUGUGGAAUUAAUUGCCGGUGUUCUAAGUAUGGCUGCUAGGGAUGGUCUUAUACAUAGACGAAAAAUUAUGGAAAAAAUUGAAUCACAGAGGAUUAAAACUAGAUCUACUAUCGUAAAAGUUUCAUCAAAAACAAUUUAA
Molecule: messenger RNA, 783 nt
Organism: Racocetra fulgida
Lineage: Eukaryota; Fungi; Glomeromycota; Glomeromycetes; Diversisporales; Gigasporaceae
Source: the annotation of a GenBank genome assembly